UCUUAGAAAUAGCUAUCGUGCGCAGGCAAAAAAUGGCACUCGUGAGAAUUGUCUUCCUUCGGUCUCUCUCAUCGCUUGGGGUUCUUUAGAAGGUCAAAAUUAUCCAUUAUCUUUCAGUUAAGGUGCUAUUGCUCGUUUGUUCUCUUCAAUUUGCAAGAUAUUUUCCCAUCUCUGUUCAAAUUUCAUGGUCCUCUGUGUUUAACAUGCCGUAAUUUCAUCACAGAUACGACCGAUUUUUGUUUCUUCGAAUUUAGGGUUUCCCUCGGCUCCAAUGUAGUCGGCGUCUACAAUAGAUUUACGAGCUGCGACUUUUCUGCUCUUUCUCAACUUAUGGUGGCACUGGCCGUCGUCGGAACUUUGAUUUCUGUUUCCAAUGGGUGGCGUCGAAAUACCCAAGUGGCUAAAAGGGUUGCCUUUCGCGCCGGAGUUUCGCCCGACCGAUACCGAAUUCGCCGACCCCAUUGCCUACAUAUCCAAAAUUGAAAAGGAAGCUAGUGCUUUUGGGAUUUGUAAGAUUAUCCCUCCAUUUCCCAAGCCUUCCAAGAAAUAUGUCAUUAGUAACUUGAACAAAUCGCUUUCGAGGUCCACGGAGUUGAGUCCCCCAAAUGUCUGUCCUUCAUCCAAGUUGGGUUCUGCAGAUGGUGCAAACGAGGGAGAGGUUCGGGCGGUUUUUACGACCAGACACCAGGAGUUGGGUCAGAGCGUGAAGAAAACAAAAGGGGUAGUUCAGAAUCCGCAGUUCGGAGUUCACAAGCAAGUAUGGCAAAGUGGGGAGAAAUAUACAUUGGAGAAAUUCGAGUCUAAGUCUAAGGUUUUUGCUCGUAGCGUGUUAAGUGGGAUUAAGGAGCCCUCUCCUCUGGUUGUAGAAUCAUUGUUUUGGAAGGCAGCUUCUGGUAAACCCAUUUAUAUAGAGUACGCAAAUGAUGUGCCGGGAUCUGCUUUUGGAGAACCCCGGGGAAAAUUUCGUUAUUUCCAUAGGAGGAGGAGGAAGAGAAACUAUUAUCACCGAAGUAAAGAACGGUCUUCUGAACUUAGGACUGGAGAAAUGGGAACUUUAACGGAUUCCCUUUCUUUGGACAGUGCAGGCACUUCCCCAAGGAAUGAUCUGAACACAAGUUCAGAGAUUUUAAAGGCAUCUACUUCCACUGUUCCCUCGGAGGACACUUCACACAACUCAAGAGGAAAGAGUUCAGAUUCUUGUAUUAACAUGGAAGGGACGGCAGGUUGGAGGCUUUCAAAUAGCCCUUGGAACUUGCAAGUAAUUGCACGGUCGCCAGGUUCUCUUACGCGGUACAUGCCAGAUGACAUUCCAGGCGUUACUUCUCCGAUGGUUUACAUUGGCAUGUUGUUCAGUUGGUUUGCUUGGCAUGUUGAAGAUCACGAGCUGCAUAGCAUGAAUUUCCUUCACGUAGGCUCUCCAAAAACUUGGUACUCCAUUCCUGGAGAUCAUGCAUUUGCUUUUGAAGAAGUAGUACGAACUCAGGCUUAUGGUGGUAGUGUCGACCACCUAGCUGCUCUUACAUUACUGGGUGAAAAGACUACACUUCUAUCUCCCGAGACUGUGAUUGCAUCAGGUAUUCCUUGUUGUAGGUUAAUCCAGAAUCCAGGAGAAUUUGUUGUCACCUUUCCAAGGGCUUACCAUGUUGGGUUCAGUCAUGGCUUUAACUGUGGGGAGGCUGCUAAUUUUGGGACUCCACAAUGGCUCAGUGUAGCCAAGGAUGCCGCAGUUCGCAGAGCUGCAAUGAAUUACCUUCCUAUGCUUUCUCAUCAGCAACUCCUUUACCUUUUAACAAUGUCCUUUGUUUCAAGAGUUCCUAGAUCCUUACUUCCAGGUGUCCGGAGUUCACGACUUAGAGACCGGCAAAAGGAAGAGAGAGAAUUUAUGGUUAAGAAAGGGUUUGUUGAGGAUAUUUUAAGAGAAAAUAAUAUGUUGUCUGUUCUUUUAGAAAAAGAAUCAAGUUGUCGGGCAGUGUUGUGGAAUCCAGACAUGCUUCCAUAUUCAAGUAAUUCUCAAGUGGCUACAAAUUCUGCAGUUGCAACCUCGCGGAAAGAGAAUAUUUCAUGCAACCAUACUGAAAGUAUUGAUGGCAAUGACAAGAAUAUGCAGAAUUUCAUGGAUGAGAUGACCUUGGAUUUAGAUACAGUGAAUGAUAUUUACUUGGAAAGCGAUGAUUUGUCAUGUGACUUCCAAGUGGAUUCUGGGACAUUGGCGUGUGUGGCCUGUGGUAUUCUCGGUUUUCCAUUUAUGUCUGUGGUACAGCCCUCAGAGAAGGCGGCAAGGGAACUUUCUGCAGAUAAUCUUUCUAUUCAUAAAAGGGGAGGAGUUUUUGGACCAAAGGAUGCUCAUGACUCUCCAGACUUUGGUGGCACUCAUCCAGAAGAUUCCACUUCUGUACCUGAUGUUAAUUGUCUCUCAAAGAAUCUUUCAGUAGCAUCAAUUCCCAAGUUUGACAAAGGGUGGAGCACGUUUGGUAAAUUUCUGAGACCUCGAAGUUUUUGCUUGCAGCAUGCUGUGGACAUAAUAGAGUUACUGAAGAAUAAAGGUGGAGCGAAUAUACUUGUUAUUUGCCAUUCAGAUUAUCACAAAAUAAAGGCAAAUGCCGUGGCCAUAGCAGAGGAAAUUGGGAACCAUUUUGUUUACAAUGAGGUUCGAUUGGAUAUCGCAUCUGAGGAGGAUCUGAGAUUAAUAGAUCUUGCAGUUGAUGUAGAACGCAAUGAAUGUCGAGAAGACUGGACCUCUAGAUUGGGAAUCAACUUGCGGCACUGUGUUAAGGUUAGAAAAAGCUCCCCAACAAAGCAAGUCCAGCACGCUUUGGAAUUGGGUGGUUUGUUCCUCAACAGAAACCAUGGAUUUGAUCUCUCCCCUAUCAAUUGGCCAUCUAAAAAAUCACGCUCGAAGAAGAUAAGUCGUCCGAGGUAUUACAAACCCUUCCAGAGCAUGCCACUUAAGGAUGAAGUUUUGGGGAAAAGGUCUGAUUGCAAAAUAGCGAAAAGAGAAGAAAAGGUUUUCCAGUACUACAGAAGGAACAAGAAAUCAGGCAAUUCUAAAGGAGUUGGUUCUGCUACACAACCAGUUAGCAGUGGAGAUUCAAUCGACCUAUGUAAUAUGAGGACUUUCAGAAGCAAUACAUCAGAGUUGGCUAUUCCUGGUCCAAUUGGGACAACCAAUCAGCAGAAUGCAGUGCUUCAAGAUCGUGGAAAUACAAAUUCAGACCCUGCCUCUUCAAUGGUAGCUGAUUCCAUCUGUGCUGUAGUAGGUAGGAUGACUGAGCCCCGGAUUGAGAACUGUACCCCGGAAGUUGUUGAUGUUAAUGGUGAAUCUUGUCAUUUACCAGUGGAUACUUCUGGGAUGCAGCAGAAGAUCAUGACCACAUCAGACACGAGUGAGCCAAAUGAAAAAGCUGUACUACCAAGUUUUACUUGUCCACAUGUCAACGCCAUCAAUGAAUCGGAAAUGCAUAAAGAGCAAGAAAUUGUGGGAAGUUGCAAUAAUACGAAUCAGGUGUGCGAUAUUGCUUCUGAGGGGCAAUCGCAUGCCCUAGCUGAUGUGGGCUUGGAUGAAACUAGUUCCAUCCAUUUUGAGAGUUCUAAAGUUAUGAUGGACAAUGCAGAUGUUAGGAAUUUGAAUUGUGAAGCUUGUGAUGGCACAACUAAGGAUGACGAUGCGGAGCAAGAAAUUGAGAUUGCUAACAGACUAAAAGAUGUGGAGGAAGAUUCUUGUAGUUUAAUCCCAAUAAAGCAGCAGCAUUGUGUAGCUACUGAAUGCGACAGCCAAUUGGGUCAUUUAGAAGAUAGAAUAGAACAAGAAAUGGAGCCUACAUGUAGAAGCAACGAGAGUGAACCCAUUUUAGUGAAUACUGGAACAGCGAGUGCUGCAACUUCUCACUCGAGGGAUGAGAAUUCUGAAGUUCCAGGGGUGGGUUGUGAAGCCCCCAAUUUGUGCAAUGCUGUAACAUCAGUUGAUUUAGUAAAUAAUUGCCAGAUUGAUGCGGAUGUUGAAACUCAAUCAGUUUCUGGUGUUGUGGUACAAUCGAAAACUCAACAGUCAUCAUGUUUAGCAGAUGAAAGAUCUUUUGAAAAUCUUGGAAGCCAGGAAGAUAAAGAGCACCUUUCUGACAUCGAGAUGCGUACUGAACCUAGAUCUCUGGUGAAUGAACCUGGCUCCAACUCUUGCAUACUAGGGGAAGGUAGGCCCAUGGAUGUUGAAGCUAGUGGAAAGGAGGCCUGUGAUAGAGAGAACUUGACUGGUGGAAUGACACCAGAUGAUGCCAUGGAAUGUGCAAAUAUGAGUGGAAAUCAGCAUGUUGACGAUCCUUCUCCGAUUACAUUGGAGACCCAUGAUGUGGCUGAAAUCUGUUCAUCGAAGCACAAUGAGCAAGGCAAAAACACGAGGAAUUUAAAAUCAAACCCAAGCUCAGAUGUGGAAAAGCGAAGAAAAAGAAAGAGAGAGGAGGAGCUUAUAAUCGAAAAUGGGUUCAGUUCCUGUGAUUUUAUAAGAAGUCCAUGCGAGGGGUUGAGACCAAGGGUUGGGAAGAAUUUGACUAGCAGAACUGGUGCUGAUGUUGUAUCAGUACAGGAAAAACCAGAGAGAGAGAGAGUCAGAAAACUGCCCGACGCGCUUUCUCCAAAGCGUAAGAAAGAAAUUAGAAAAGGGUCUUUCAAAUGUGACCUUGAAGGCUGCCGCAUGAGUUUCGAGACGAGGGCAGAACUAGCCUUGCACAAACGCAACCAGUGCCCACAUGAAGGAUGUGGAAAGAGAUUCAGCUCUCACAAGUAUGCAAUGCUUCACCAGCGCGUGCACGAUGAUGAUAGACCUCUGAAGUGCCCAUGGAAAGGUUGUUCCAUGUCAUUCAAGUGGGCAUGGGCCAGGACGGAGCAUAUCCGGGUGCACACAGGGGAGCGGCCAUACAAGUGCAAGGUAGAAGGCUGUGGUCUGUCUUUCAGGUUUGUGUCAGAUUAUAGUCGACAUAGACGAAAAACCGGGCAUUACAUUGACCAACCCGUCUGAAAAUUGUUCAGGCCGGUCUCGGUUUGUUUCGAUAGAAGCGAGUGGGAUAUCUGUUGUAGUGUUGUACGUCUAAAAUUAGGUUCACUGAUAGUUGUGUAGCGAUCGUAAAACUUGUUUAUUUAGAGAUUUGUAUAGUUUGGUGAAAGUUAACUGAUGAUAUCUCUGGGUGGAAUGGAAGAAAACAGAAAAAGGAUGUUAUGGAGACUUGUAGCAUCCUUAAGCAGUGGAUUGGAUUGGAUUGGCUCUGCUCUCCUUUAUUUUUUGUUGCAAAUGUGGAGAGAAUUUGUUUCUUGUAAAGAGAGAUGUUGUUGGAAGACUUCCAUCUUCAAAACACAUGAGAUUACUUGAUACUUUUCAAGUCAUCUUGCUUCCAAAA
Messenger RNA from Momordica charantia (bitter melon), 5384 nucleotides. It is a transcript of the gene ELF6, whose product is annotated as Zinc finger (C2H2 type) family protein / transcription factor jumonji (jmj) family protein. Gene Ontology annotation, cellular component: chromatin; nucleus. Gene Ontology annotation, molecular function: histone H3K4me/H3K4me2/H3K4me3 demethylase activity. NCBI's taxonomy places the organism in Eukaryota, Viridiplantae, Streptophyta, Magnoliopsida, Cucurbitales, Cucurbitaceae. Gene Ontology annotation, biological process: chromatin remodeling; regulation of gene expression. The record is from RefSeq and is a predicted model, not a curated record.